Dermatophagoides farinae (American house dust mite) is the source of this 1524-nucleotide messenger RNA. RefSeq names its product acid phosphatase type 7. Lineage: Eukaryota; Metazoa; Arthropoda; Arachnida; Sarcoptiformes; Pyroglyphidae. Gene Ontology annotation, molecular function: protein binding; metal ion binding; acid phosphatase activity. The record is from RefSeq and is a predicted model, not a curated record.
UUAUGGCACUAUUCUCUUCAAUCCGUUUGCAAGAACUCAUAUGCAAAUUCUUAACGUAAAAAAUCGAAGAUGAAUAAAAUCUCGAUGAUAACCAUUCUUUUGGCUGCUACUUGUUGCUGCUUGAGCUUGGUUCAUGGAAUUGAACAAGUUCAUAUUUCACUUGGAACCAAUGCAACCGAAAUGAUUGUUACUUGGACCGAACCACAAAAACAUACUGAUAUCGAUAUCGAUGCAGUUGUUUAUUAUGGUCGAGCAUCAUCAUCUUUUGAUCAAGCAGCCAUAGCAAAAUCUGAAUAUUUUAAAGAUGAUGAAACCAAAUAUACUACGUUUCGUGCAUUGUUGACUGGGCUUGAAUCAGAUACUCAAUAUCAUUACAAAAUUCAACUUGAUGAUAAGGAAUCAUCUAUUUUUGCAUUUAAAACACUAAAAUUGGAUGAAAACUGGUUGCCCAGAUUCGCUAUUUACGGAGAUCUUGGUUACGUCAAUGAACAAUCACUGCCAUAUCUCAAAAAAGAUGUCGAAAAAAAUAUGUUUGACGUUAUCUUUCAUAUUGGUGAUAUCGCUUAUGAUCUUCAGGAUGAAAACGGUGAAGUUGGAAAUAAUUUCAUGCGAUCAAUUGAAUCGAUUGCUUCCAAAAUACCGUAUAUGACAUGUCCAGGAAAUCAUGAAAGACAUUCGAAUUUUUCUCAUUAUGAUUCAAGAUUUUCAAUGAUUGGUGAUCGUAGCCAACCAAAUCACCAAGAUUCAUUAGACAAACGUAUCAAUAAUCAUUUUCAUAGUAUGGAAAUUGGUCCGGCAACAAUAAUCAUGUUUUCAACUGAAUACUAUUAUUACACUUACUAUGGUUGGGAACAAAUUGAACGUCAAUAUCGAUUUUUGGAAAAAGAAUUGAUACGUGCCAAUGAAAAUCGUAAUAAACGUCCAUGGAUUAUCGCUAUGGGUCAUCGUCCACUUUAUUGUCUUAAAAUGGGUGAUUCUUCAUGUGAUCAUCAAACAAUGGAACGACCAGAAAUUCGUCAAGGUAUACGAAUGCAUGAUCAAGGCGAACGACAAUAUGGCUUGGAAGAUUUAUUCCAUAAAUAUGGUGUUGAUAUUCAAUUCUAUGGCCAUGAACAUUUCUAUGCAAGAAUGUUUCCUAUCUAUAAAUAUCAAAUGUACAAAGGAAAACAAUCCGAUAAUCCAUAUGAUCAUGCUGAUGGACCUAUUCAUAUUACGACAGGUAGUGCAGGAAACAAAGAAAUACAUCCUUUAUUCAAUCAUCUAAAAGAAUGGGUAGCACAUCAUUUUUAUGAUUAUGGUUACACACGUUUGAUUUUCGAAAAUCAAUAUCGAAUUCGUUUGCAACAAGUCUCUGAUGAUCAGCAUGGAAAAGUUUUGGAUGAAAUUGAAAUUAUUAAAAGUUCUCCACAGCCUCAUUGGAUGCCUUGAAUAAUGAUAAUCGAUAAUGAUGAUUGAUAAUUGUUAACUAAUGUUUAUGUUUCUUGAAUAAAUCAGUUAGUUUAUUAUUAAACUCAAUUUUAUUUA